This is a messenger RNA of Populus euphratica (Euphrates poplar), 1917 nucleotides long. Its product is annotated as magnesium transporter MRS2-3-like. Gene Ontology annotation, molecular function: magnesium ion transmembrane transporter activity. Lineage: Eukaryota; Viridiplantae; Streptophyta; Magnoliopsida; Malpighiales; Salicaceae. The transcript is spliced from 6 exons. Gene Ontology annotation, biological process: magnesium ion transport. The record is from RefSeq and is a predicted model, not a curated record. The coding region runs from base 208 to 1701 and encodes 497 amino acids.
UUAACCACCACAAACAGUAGCAUUUUUUAAAACAAUUAUUAUAAUGCUGGUUGAAAAGAAUCAUAUGAUAUGCCCAGUAAGAUACGGGCACUCAUUAUUUUAUAAUCGAGUGACUAUGGAGGGAAUCUGAAGCGAACACUCCACUUCUUUCCAAAAAACAUGCAUCCUCUUCUUGUUUAGCCCAGGAAAACUCCCCCACCUCCGACCAUGAGAUCUCGCCCACAAACACCACAGCUAUCCAAACCUGAAGACGACACGGACCCAAUGACCCGGCCCGCGCCAGCCAGUACCACAACCUCUCUCAACGUCCCUUUCCCGUCCUCUCGCAAAAAAGGAACUGGGGUUCGACCCUGGCUCUUACUAGACUCAACUGGCCAAGCCCAGGUGGUGGAAGUUGGCAAGCACGCAAUCAUGCGUCGUACAGGCCUUCAUGCCCGUGACCUACGGAUCCUUGACCCGCUACUUUCUUACCCGUCUACUGUUUUGGGUCGAGAGAGAGCAAUUGUUAUUAAUUUGGAGCAUAUUAAGGCGAUUAUUACUGCGCAGGAGGUUUUGCUGCUGAAUUCUAGAGACCCUUCUGUUACUCCAUUUUUGGAAGAGUUGCAGGGGAGGUUGAUGUUUCAUUACCACGCUACUAAAGCUCAGGAGGGUAAUGGUGAUCAUUCAAAGGCAAAUCCUUAUCACGUGGAAGAGCCUGAGUCACAUGGUUUGAGUCCUGAAAAUUUCCCAGAAGGCUUUUCACAUUAUCAGGAUUGCAACGAGGGAGCAAAACAGGGUAUCGAGAAUCGAGAUGGAUCAAAGGUUCUUCCAUUUGAGUUUGUUGCAUUGGAAGCAUGCCUUGAGGCUGCAUGCAGUUGCUUAGAAAGUGAAGCAAAAACACUGGAGCAAGAGGCACAUCCAGCAUUGGAUAAACUGACUUCAAAGAUCAGUACUCUCAAUUUAGAACGCGUCCGCCAGAUUAAAAGUCGAUUGGUUGCAAUAACUGGCCGAGUGCACAAGGUUAGGGAUGAAUUAGAACACUUGCUGGAUGAUGAUGAAGACAUGGCAGAGAUGUAUCUAACAGCAAAGCUGGUUCAACAACAGCUUGAAGAUUCUUCAACUUCCUCUUUAAAUGAGGGAGAUGGCAUGGAUAAUGAUGACCUUCAAGCAGACUUGGACGCCAGUAUUCCUGCUGAGGUGUCAUUGGGUGUUCUUGAGGCCUCUUCUAGCCAUGAGGAUGGUAUUAACAACAUUGAGAAUGAACAUGAUCAUCUUUUUAGUGCACCUAAUGGUCUUGGAAGAUACAGCCGUGUCCAUACUAGUACAACACGAAGUUCAAUAAGCAAGCACCUUGAUGUCGGGGAACUAGAAAUGCUCUUGGAGGCGUACUUUGUACAAAUUGAUGGCACAUUGAACAAGCUAUGCACGCUGAGGGAGUACGUUGAUGACACAGAGGACUACAUCAACAUAAUGCUGGAUGACAAACAGAAUCAUCUCCUGCAAAUGGGGGUUAUGUUGACGACAGCAACCUUAGUGGUGAGCUGCUUUGUUGUAGUAGUUGGUGUUUUUGGCAUGAAUAUCGGAAUCAAAAUGUUCAAAGAAGAAGUGCAAGCAGGAAUGUCGAAGUUUCUAUGGACUGUUGCUGGUGGCACUACUGGGAGCAUGUUCUUAUAUGUGAUUGCUAUUGCCUGGUGCAAGCACAGGCGAUUGUUAGAUAAUUGAAUUGCUGUGUAUUACUGUAUUACUCUGGCAAAGGUAUGACCGGCUGUUGUAUAAUAUGCUGUGGUUCAUGUGAAAACCAUGCAUAGGGAAAGAAAACUCUGAACACGUUAUUGCGCUGAUGUUACCAGGAAGUUGUCGGACCGCUUUUGCUUGCCAAGGUCACCCUGGCUCUUCAUGGAAUGUCAGAAAUUGAAUGACACUACGGGCUAGCCCAAA